Cercospora beticola is the source of this 762-nucleotide messenger RNA. It is a transcript of the gene OST2, whose product is annotated as dolichyl-diphosphooligosaccharide-protein glycotransferase. NCBI's taxonomy places the organism in Eukaryota, Fungi, Ascomycota, Dothideomycetes, Mycosphaerellales, Mycosphaerellaceae. The record is from RefSeq and is a predicted model, not a curated record. Gene Ontology annotation, biological process: protein N-linked glycosylation. Gene Ontology annotation, cellular component: oligosaccharyltransferase complex; membrane.
GAGACGACGAACUUCGAGCUGUGCUGAGAGGACAGCUUGUAAGACGUCUUGGCGUAGCGACAUGUGAAAGAGUUCCAUCCAUAUCACCACGACUGCCACCAUCUCGCUCCCUUAACCGCGCACAAACGAUUCGCGACAACGACCCUCGCUACCUCCUCGUCCUCACCCACAACAAUGGCGCCCAAAAAAUCCGCAACGCCCGCAACAAUCCCCGCCUCGAGCGCAACUACAUCCGCAACACAACCCCGAACCGUCACAUCCAAAACCUUUGAGAACAAAUCCUCUUCCUCCUCCUCAACGAAAUCCGCAGCACCCUCGACGCUCCGCGCGCAAGAUUUCCAAUCUAUCAUCACACACAUCUGGUCCAACUAUAACAACCACACUCCACAACGCGUUAAACUGAUCGACACGUUUCUUGGGUUCCUCCUCCUGGUUGGAGUUUUGCAAUUCGCGUACUGUGUGUUGGCGGGAAAUUUUCCCUUCAACGCCUUCCUCUCCGGCUUCGGCGCAACAGUCGGUCAAUUCGUCCUCACAGCCAGUCUACGCAUCCAAACGAACCCAGAAAACAAGGCGGAUUUUGAGAGGAUUAGCCAUGAGAGAGCAUUCGCGGAUUUCGUCUUUGGCAGCUUGAUUCUGCACUUCUUUUGCGUGAACUUCAUCAACUGAGAGGAUUAGGGAGAAGGGGAGGAUCAUGACAAAAGAGCCAGCAGGAGACAAGACGGUGCAGGAGUAGUGCAACCGCAGCAUCGAGCACGGGAUUAA